Messenger RNA from Pan troglodytes (chimpanzee), 4281 nucleotides. RefSeq names its product N-ethylmaleimide sensitive factor, vesicle fusing ATPase (gene NSF). Gene Ontology annotation, molecular function: ATP hydrolysis activity; ATP binding. The coding region runs from base 104 to 2413 and encodes 769 amino acids. Gene Ontology annotation, cellular component: Golgi stack. Gene Ontology annotation, biological process: SNARE complex disassembly; intra-Golgi vesicle-mediated transport; Golgi to plasma membrane protein transport. The record is from RefSeq and is a predicted model, not a curated record. The transcript is spliced from 21 exons. NCBI's taxonomy places the organism in Eukaryota, Metazoa, Chordata, Mammalia, Primates, Hominidae.
GUUGCACGCCUGCGCGAGGGCGGGCGGCGGGGGCGCGCGCGCGGCGGGGGCGGGCUUUGCCGAGCGCAGAGCUGCAGCCGCCGAGCCGGACGUGUCCGCGAAGAUGGCGGGCCGGAGCAUGCAAGCGGCAAGAUGUCCUACAGAUGAAUUAUCUUUAACCAAUUGUGCAGUUGUGAAUGAAAAGGAUUUCCAGUCUGGCCAGCAUGUGAUUGUGAGGACCUCUCCCAAUCACAGGUACACAUUUACACUGAAGACACAUCCAUCAGUGGUUCCAGGGAGCAUUGCAUUCAGUUUACCUCAGAGAAAAUGGGCUGGGCUUUCUAUUGGGCAAGAAAUAGAAGUCUCCUUAUAUACAUUUGACAAAGCCAAACAGUGUAUUGGCACAAUGACCAUCGAGAUUGAUUUCCUGCAGAAAAAAAGCAUUGACUCCAACCCUUAUGACACCGACAAGAUGGCAGCAGAAUUUAUUCAGCAAUUCAACAACCAGGCCUUCUCAGUGGGACAACAGCUUGUCUUUAGCUUCAAUGAAAAGCUUUUUGGCUUACUGGUGAAGGACAUUGAAGCCAUGGAUCCUAGCAUCCUGAAGGGAGAGCCUGCGACAGGGAAAAGGCAGAAGAUUGAAGUAGGACUGGUUGUUGGAAACAGUCAAGUUGCAUUUGAAAAAGCAGAAAAUUCGUCACUUAAUCUUAUUGGCAAAGCUAAAACCAAGGAAAAUCGCCAAUCAAUUAUCAAUCCUGACUGGAACUUUGAAAAAAUGGGAAUAGGAGGUCUAGACAAGGAAUUUUCAGAUAUUUUCCGACGAGCAUUUGCUUCCCGAGUAUUUCCUCCAGAGAUUGUGGAGCAGAUGGGUUGUAAACAUGUUAAAGGCAUCCUGUUAUAUGGACCCCCAGGUUGUGGUAAGACUCUCUUGGCUCGACAGAUUGGCAAGAUGUUGAAUGCAAGAGAGCCCAAAGUGGUCAAUGGGCCAGAAAUCCUUAACAAAUAUGUGGGAGAAUCAGAGGCUAACAUUCGCAAACUUUUUGCUGAUGCUGAAGAGGAGCAAAGGAGGCUUGGUGCUAACAGUGGUUUGCACAUCAUCAUCUUUGAUGAAAUUGAUGCCAUCUGCAAGCAGAGAGGGAGCAUGGCUGGUAGCACGGGAGUUCAUGACACUGUUGUCAACCAGUUGCUGUCCAAAAUUGAUGGCGUGGAGCAGCUAAACAACAUCCUAGUCAUUGGAAUGACCAAUAGACCAGAUCUGAUAGAUGAGGCUCUUCUUAGACCUGGAAGACUGGAAGUUAAAAUGGAGAUAGGCUUGCCAGAUGAGAAAGGCCGACUACAGAUUCUUCACAUCCACACAGCAAGAAUGAGAGGGCAUCAGUUACUCUCUGCUGAUGUAGACAUUAAAGAACUGGCCAUGGAGACCAAGAAUUUCAGUGGUGCUGAAUUGGAGGGUCUGGUGCGAGCAGCCCAGUCCACUGCUAUGAAUAGACACAUAAAGGCCAGUACUAAAGUGGAAGUGGACAUGGAGAAAGCAGAAAGCCUGCAAGUGACGAGAGGAGACUUCCUUGCUUCUUUGGAGAAUGAUAUCAAACCAGCCUUUGGCACAAACCAAGAAGAUUAUGCAAGUUACAUUAUGAACGGUAUCAUCAAAUGGGGUGACCCAGUUACUCGAGUUCUAGAUGAUGGGGAGCUGCUGGUGCAGCAGACUAAGAACAGUGACCGCACACCAUUGGUCAGCGUGCUUCUGGAAGGCCCUCCUCACAGUGGGAAGACUGCUUUAGCUGCAAAAAUUGCAGAGGAAUCCAACUUCCCGUUCAUCAAGAUCUGUUCUCCUGAUAAAAUGAUUGGCUUUUCUGAAACAGCCAAAUGUCAGGCCAUGAAGAAGAUCUUUGAUGAUGCGUACAAAUCCCAGCUCAGUUGUGUGGUUGUGGAUGACAUUGAGAGAUUGCUUGAUUACGUCCCUAUUGGCCCUCGAUUUUCAAAUCUUGUAUUACAGGCUCUUCUCGUUUUACUGAAAAAGGCACCUCCUCAGGGCCGCAAGCUUCUUAUCAUUGGGACCACUAGCCGCAAAGAUGUCCUUCAGGAGAUGGAAAUGCUUAACGCUUUCAGCACCACCAUCCACGUGCCCAACAUUGCCACAGGAGAGCAGCUGUUGGAAGCUUUGGAGCUUUUGGGCAACUUCAAGGAUAAGGAACGCACCACAAUUGCACAGCAAGUCAAAGGGAAGAAGGUCUGGAUAGGAAUCAAGAAGUUACUAAUGCUGAUCGAGAUGUCCCUACAGAUGGAUCCUGAAUACCGUGUGAGAAAAUUCUUGGCCCUCUUAAGAGAAGAAGGAGCGUCCGAGAGACCAAGCAAGGAAGUUGGUUGUACUGUUGGUUUGCUCUCCCUGUCCUGCUUCGCAAAACUUCCUUGUCACAAUGCAGGAAAAACUUAAUGGUACAUAUUUAUUGGAACCUGCUUUUACAUGCAUGGAGCUGUGACCAUUUUCUUUUGUGAAGUGCUCAUCUAAUAGCAAAUGCAUAGUGGGAAACGUAGGAUAACCAUUAAGAAGCUUUUAGUGAUUUUUUUUUUUUUUUUUUUGAUGAAUAGUUUUUUACGGACCCUCAUCUGGUUUUUUGUGUUUUGGUAUUUCUUUUGCAGUAGCCCCCUUGAUUUUGAUUGAAAAUGAACUAUUUGAAACACACAGUGACCAAGGGAAGUGACCAAGGUGAAGAUGGCCUAGGAUCUUCACUGUCUUACUCAAGAUACUGGACUAAGUGGAACGUUCUCUACCUUCAACAUGUGCUCGCUCUGCAUGAUUAGUGCAAUAAAACUCCCUUCCUUAUGCAUACUGAGAUAGCUUAGUGUCUCGUGGAAGGUGUCAAUUUGGUUUAGAAUGCUGCGCUUACCUUCCCAUGCAGGCUAAAGUGAUUCCUUCUUGCUCAGUCCCUCUGUGUGGGAACCAUCCAGUACUUGUGGACACUACACGUUUCAAGCUCUCUACUAGCACCAUCACCCUUGAAAACUCUCAGUCAGUGUCAUGAAUGUUGCAUGACAACAGUUGGCCGAUUAGAAGGCAGACUUUCUACAUGCAAAUCUGGCUUAGUAAAUCGAGGUGUGGGCCAGAGAUCCUCUGACAGCUGUCCUGAGCUAACACUAAAAGUCACUGGGUAUUUGGUUAAAGGUCUCCCACAAGACUGGUAUUCUCUUUGCCUGAAGAAACAAGGCAUUGAAUCUCUAAAAUGCUGUUCUCAAUCAUUGUCAGAGAUGUUUUCAAGUUGCAGUCAGAAGAUCUUUCUUAAUAGAAAGUCAGAUGACUACCGUGUUGGUUGUGACUUCCCCUUAGUAUAACUAAUUUGCUCUGUGGUAAGAGAGAUGCUCAUUAUUACCACUUAGAAGAUGUUGUUAAAAACAUGUGAAAGAUAGGUAUGGAAAAAGCGUACACCCCCAAACAGAAAGGAGUUAUUAAAGUAAUUUACAAACCUCUCAGCACUAAUUAGUGUCCAACUCCAAGUGGGUCAAUUCCUUAGUAUAAUAUUAAGGCUUACUAGUAUCACUGCUUUUUCCUUAGCUUAAUGACUUACUUAGAAUUUAUCCUUUAUUUUAAAUGAUCUGUACUAUCUAGUGUCUAAAACACUAUCCUCCAGAAAAAUCAAUCAUUUUCUAGCCCUCUCCCUCAGUCCUUUAUUGUCCAUUCCAAUACAUUGAACACAUUUCCUUUACCCUCCACACACUUCUUCCAAAAGGAAGCACCCAUUGAGUCCUUUUGAGGGUGAUUUGUCUUACAACUGACUGACUUAGCAGGAAUUUAAUUAGGUCAUAUUUGGUGAUGAGACUUAGGGAGCGUGCCUCUCUCUCCCAACUGCUGCUUAAAAUGCAAGGACAAGCAAUUAGAAGCCAUCCUAAGGUGCUUACCCCACACGCCACCCAUGAGGCUUGUGGCCACAGUGGCACUUGGGUGUGGCUCCUCUGUUAUUUGUCCUCAUGUGAGAAAGCAGAUCAUCUCCAAAUCUUGCCAUUUGUAUACUUUUGGUGGAGACUUGGAUGUCAUAUCUUCUUUGUUUUGGGUUUUCUUCCCUAGCUUAUUUUGUGGCUUUUAAAGAAGUGGAUUGUAUUGUGAGAUCCUGUGAUUCCUGGUGGCCAGUAUCCUGGAUUCCUCUAAGAUCUUGCCUCUUUCCUCCUCAUGAAAGCAGCACACAUUGUGUUAACUUAUGUCUCUUGUUAAAUGAGCUUAAUGUCUUUGUGUUUUGUCCAAAACUGUAUUGAAAAAAUAUUGUUUAAUGCAAAUGAAGGAAUGCAAUAAAGAGUAAAUAUACUUGAAAA